AUGGUGGAGUUGGUGUGUAGCCUCUUUAGGAGAAAGAAAGGAGCGGGUGUGGUUGUGGUUGUUGAAUUGGGGCUUUCGCUUCUCUCCAGUGGCUUGCUAGUGUUAAUAACCGGUUUCCAAUUGGAUUGUGGGGUAGUGACUUCUUCUAAUGUUGAAUUAUACGAUACGGUGGACUCUCGGUAUGAAUAUGAGUUGCCCAGGGAGAAUGUUAACGACCCCGAUAUGUCUUCUAGAGGUCUUGCAAACGAAGGAAUUGCUUGUGAGGAGAUUACAAUGAUUAGGUUUAAAGAGAGGACUGAGGAUUCAAAAGGUGACUCCUUCAUUCCAACUGCGGCUACAGAGACAUUAGGAACCUUGAAGGCAACCCUUCAGCUAUGA
Dovyalis caffra is the source of this 378-nucleotide messenger RNA. NCBI's taxonomy places the organism in Eukaryota, Viridiplantae, Streptophyta, Magnoliopsida, Malpighiales, Salicaceae. The record is from the annotation of a GenBank genome assembly.